This is a messenger RNA of Sphaeroforma arctica JP610, 2520 nucleotides long. RefSeq lists its product as hypothetical. The coding region runs from base 1 to 2520 and encodes 839 amino acids. NCBI's taxonomy places the organism in Eukaryota, Ichthyosporea, Ichthyophonida. The record is from RefSeq and is a predicted model, not a curated record. The transcript has 3 exons.
AUGGUAACCCAAGCUUCAACGUACUACCCAUACCCUGCAGAAGAGUAUAUGUACAUUAGUCAUGUGAAGGUAUAUCGAACUAACCUAUACAUUCACAACCCCGCAGACUUGUCGAUCUGGAAGCACGAACCCUUCUCAUCCAGUGAUUGGCGGGAGUGGGUGGGGACUCAGGCCCGCAACUGUCGCAGAAGUCAUGACAGAUACCUUCGCGAUACGCUGCAUAUCCGCCCAGAAAUGGACGAGAUGCGUGCCCUACAGCGGAGUACGGAGCAUCUGUUUGUGCGUGCACUGGAUCGCAUGGAAGGCAAUUACACCCAACGCCUCACAGACACACUGAGGGAAACCACCACGGCCUUCCGUGGGGAGAUCAGUGAACUUCGGGCUGCGCUGAGGCGGUUAGGGCAAAGUAGCAGCCCUGCACGCAGAGAUGGGGACCCGCCCAGCAGCCAUAUACACGCUUAUAAUACACAUGCACACGGGUAUGAGAACAACCACAACCACAGCCACAACCAAGGUCAAGGUAUGCCUAUUCAGGGCAACCAGCACCAGGGCUCGGGUGCAUGGAUGUUUGCGCAUGGGGGAGAGUCGAGCAACAACGGGCGCCAUAUCACGAACGAUAUAGGCAUGGACGUGUUUGCGGGUGCGGGGGGUGCGGCUAGAUUGUCUACCGACAAUCCGCUGAAUUUCAAUAGUACUGAGAAUACGAACAACUUAGAUAUGUAUACAAACAUAGGCGCGGACCCCCUGGAUUUUGGGACCGACAGUCAUACUAACACAACCACAGCACACACAAACACGGCCGACACAGACGAGUUUGGGCUGAACCUGAAUACAAAUAUUAGAGUACACCGACGUGCUACUGUAGAUGCAGGCACGCAAACGAAUGAUACAGACGCCCAGAGCAAUGCGGGUGAAACGGGCGAAGGCAUAGACAAUGAUGCGCAAACACACACAGACACACAUACACAGACACCGGACAUACACACACAGACACCGGACAUACACACACAGACACCCGACACACACGCACAGUCGCCGGACGCAGAGGCCGAGGACAUGCCACAGGCGAUUGAGUACAUUCCGCCGGAACUCCCGAGCUCUCCGGAGUUCAAUGCGGAGCUGAUGAGCACUCCGUUGCCCGCUCCGUCAUCUCUGAUGCUGCUGCCGCCAAUAGACCCCCGCUAUAUGACAACACUCAGCGAGCCUGUGCCGUAUGGGAGUGUUGAGAGUGCGUCCGGUAUCUCAUUAGAUAGUGCGACGAAGGAUCCGGAUGGAGAUGAGCACGGUGAUGCAUACAGCGACGGUGUGGGGGAGGACGCAAGCAUAAGCAUGGAUGUGGAAGCAACCGAACCCUACGAAGGGGAACCCAGUGCCACUGAGAUGGUCGACAGCAGACCAAAGACCAGCCAGGAAAGGCACACCCGCCGGUCGAAGCGACAGGAGGGUGCGCGGGCCAAUGGAGACGCAGCAAUCAACGGACACGCACCGGUCAAUGGAGACGCAGCAAUCAACGGACACGCACCGGCCAAGGGUACGAACGGGUGUGGUGGCGGGCUUGCCUUGGAAAUGCCUGGCGCGGUGGAGGGAGUCAGUGCGAGGAAGUUCGGUACCACUACGCUGCGGAUCGUACACUCCGGCAAGCGGCGGCUGAGGGAGCACAGUCACAGAGGUGUGGCACCGACAGCCAACACGUGCAAGAAGCGCCGGACGGAUAAGGUCAGAGACCACGGUGACCGGAAUGGGGUGGAGUUGGAGAGUGAGUUGGAGGGAGACGCUGGACCCCCCACGCCCGUGGUGGCUGGUACCAAGACACACAAGAAGAAGCAGAGGAACGACAACCUACUGGUGAAAAACCACAAGUCUAAUUUCAGAGCCAUUCUGCGCUACACGCCCACGAUGGAGGCGCAGCUGGCCCACCGGCUCGAUGAGAUGACUGAGAAGAAUGUCAAGCGGUACUCUCGGUAUAAGGCCACUUUUGAGUUUGUCAAGAUUGUCGCGCACGUGCACCACGCCUACGUGCAUCAGAUAUCGGUCGAGGAUGCAGAGAUAAAGGCGGCGGCUGAUGAAGACGAGAGGGGGGCUAUGGAAAGGGCCUUGGUAAAGCAUAUGAAUAGCAUGGAGGGUAAGGAGAUCGACGGGGUCAGGCAGACAGCUCUGCUGAUUAUGGACCGGGUACUCGGGUGCGCCACGGUGGAGGAUGCGGAAUCUCGUGGGUCUGAUGAUCAACACGAUCAGGCAGACGGCACUGCUGAUUUUAGACGGGGUGUCCGGGGUGCGCCAAAGUGGAUGAUGCGGAAGCUUGGUAAAUGUCCGUCACGGGACAGCCCCUGCCUAAAGAAGAAGCAGAACGGGCAAUGUGGCACUGAUGGCGUGUGCUCGAUAAUAGGUCGUACAACUAUGAACCGGAUUUCGAUUGUACAUUUGAACGCUAUGGUGGGUGGUCAGGCAGAAAGCUCUGCUGAUUAUGGACCGAGUGCUCGGGUGCACCAAGGGCGGAAGCUCGGUAUAUGUCCGGUAUAG